AUGCAAGACGAUACUGAUCAGGUGUUAAACCAAACAAUAGAGAAGCAGAAAUUAAGUUGGUCUCUUGUGUAUAUGGAGUUUCAAGGGAAGAAGCAAACCAUCCUCUGCCUGUCCUUUGUGACCUUGUUUAGCCUUCUAGGUCUCUUGUGUGCUGAAAUUGAUGGCAGUCCCAAUAUUGUUGUGGAAGAGGUUCAUGUUGGUGUGAUUCUUGAUAUGGGGUCAAGGGAAGGAAAGAUUAUUCUCAGCUGCAUUUCAACAGCCCUGUCUGAUUUCUACCAUCUGCAUAACAACUACAGCACAAGAGUAAUUCUGCACACCAGAGAUUCCAAAGGAAAAGCUCUACAUGCUUUAUCAGCUGCUCUAAAUCUUUUGGAUGAGAACAAAGUGGAAGCAAUUAUUGGUGCACAAACAAGAAUGGAAGCAAACCUAUUGGCAGAGUUAGGAGAAGAAGCUAAAGUCCCUGUAUUGUCACUUUCUGAACUUCGUACUAGUCCUUUCGGUGCUCCUGGCGAAUAUCCCUUCUUUGUUGAGAUCACACAAGAUGAAACUUCUCAAGUUACGGCAAUCAGUGGCCUUAUUGAAAUGUUCAAAUGGAGGGAUGUCAUCAUUCUAUAUGAGAACACAGAUUAUGGGAGAGACAUCAUUCCAUUUUUUAUCAACUCCUUUGAAGAAGCAAAUGUGACUAUUGUAUAUAAAAGUUGCAUUGCUGCCUCCUCAGCAGAUGAACAGAUCAUUGAAGAGCUCGGCAACCUCACAAAGUUGAAGACAACGUUAGGCCUACUGAGUGAAGGGUAUGCUUGGAUCCUGACAUCAACUAGCAUGAAUUUCUUGCAUUCUUCCAUGGACCCAUCUGUAAUUGAGUCAACGCAAGGAGUGCUCGGUUUGAAGUCUUAUACUCCAGCAUCAACCCGCCUCCACAAUCUUACUUCAAGAUUGAGGAGGAUAUUUUACAUGCAGGAUCCUAACAUAGAAGUAAGUGCGGUAACCCCAGAUGGAAUUUGGGCAUAUGAUGCAACUUGGGUUCUAGCUGAAGCAAUUGAGAGGACCUCGACUUCUACAGGAUUGAACCUAGUGAAUUUAAACAAUAUUACAUCCUCCAAACAUGGACUUCUGCUUCUUCAAGAGAUAUUGCAAACAAGGUUUAAGGGUUUAAGCGGUGAAGAAAUUCAAUAUCCAAAUGGGAAGCUAGUUUCAACUGCAAUUGAGAUUGUGAAUGUUAUAGGAAAAGGGGAAAGAAGGGUUGGAUUGUGGCCAUGUGAAGAAAAACACACAAGAGAUUCCUACCCACUUAAGAACAGAAGAAAUUUACUUUCUACCAACGAUCUCGAAACAAUCAUAUGGCCUGGAGGAUCAUCAACCAUCCCAAGGGGUUUAAAGAUGCAAUUGCGUAAUAGUUCCAAAAUAAAACUAAGAGUUGGAGUUCCAGUGAGAAUAGGGUUCAACGAACUUGUGCAUGUGAAACAUGAUAAUCAAACCAAUCGAACAUAUUUCACAGGCUUCUGCAUCGACGUAUUCGAGGCUGCAAUUAGAGCAUUGCCGUAUGAAGUAAAUUAUACCUUCAUUCCAUUUCCGAUUGGCAUUAAUGAAAGUUACAAUGAUAUUAUUUACCAAGUUGUUCUCCAGACAUUCGAUGCUGUUGUUGGGGAUACCACGAUCACAUCGGAGAGAUCUCAGAAUGUGUGUUUUACAAUACCAUAUACUGACUUAGAUCUUUGGAUCUCAAGUGCGGUUUUCUUUAUCUUGACCGGUUUCGUUGUGUGGGUAAUUGAGCGCCCCGUGAACCCAGAAUUCCAAGGCACACCUUCGCAGCAAAUCGGAACCAUAUUAUGCUUUGCCUUCUCAACCCUUGUGUUUGCUCAUAGGGAGAAGUUGUUAAACAAUUUAGCAAAGUUUGUAGUGAUCAUAUGGGUUUUUGCUGUGCUUAUAUUCACUGCCAGUUACACAGCAACUCUGACAUCAAAUAUGACAUCGGCAAGGGGUAGCGAACAUAAAUUCAAACGUUCUUAUAAGACGGUUGAAGAAUAUGCUGACGCUUUAUCAAGAGGAAGUAAGCAUGGUGGUGUCUCUGCUAUCGUUGACGAGGUUCCGUACAUUAAGAUCUUCCUUGGACACUAUCCUACUGGCUACUCCAUGAUUAAACCCGAAUCUACCACCAAUGGUUUUGGCUUUGUUUUCCCUAAAGGUUCGAAUUUGGUCCAUGAUGUGUCAAUGCAAAUUCAACGAAUGAGAGAAGAGGGAAAGCUUAUAGAGAUGGAGAAGGUCUGGUUUCAUAAGGGAACAAUUCCCAUGUUUGACAACACAACGAGUGAUUCCAAUACUCUAAACUUCCAUACCUUUCGUGGUUUAUUUCUCAUUACUGGGUUUUCUUCAGCUUUUGCUCUUUUCAUAUUCAUAAUAAUCCCACUCAAAGAAAAAUGGUAUGCCGUGAAGAAAUUCAGAUUUAGAUAUCAGGUUCGAGAAAAGCUGCAGCGUGUAAGGAAGUUCUUCUCUCACAAAGUUUCCAAUGAAAACGAAGAAAACCAGUAG
Molecule: messenger RNA, 2526 nt
Organism: Prunus armeniaca (apricot)
Lineage: Eukaryota; Viridiplantae; Streptophyta; Magnoliopsida; Rosales; Rosaceae
Source: the annotation of a GenBank genome assembly